UACCGGGCUUUUCGUUUAUUCCGAACGUGUUUUACCGCUAAAAUGACCAAUUUAUACAAUGUUUCGACGUAACAACAGUUCAAAAACAAAAUGAAGUGUGAGUUUUUACAUUUAGUUCCGUGAGUGUUGAUUUUGAGUGGUUAAGCGACAUCGCAGAAGUAAAACAAAUGAGUGUGAUCCAUGUGUGAAUGUUGUGCUACAAAAUGUGGUCGAGAAACUUUAUACCGGAUUAUGGGAUUCGACUGUUGUCCUGGUGCCUGCUGGUGACGACCUUGGCGGCCAGGAUUCACGGCGCCGAGGGUUUCGUCUCAUGUUCUCCGUCGCCGUGCAAAAAUGGCGGAACUUGUUUAUCCACGUCGAGGGGAGAGUACUUUUGCAACUGCACAUCUCGGUACGCGGGCGAGUUCUGUCAACACCUGAACCCUUGCCACAGUGAAUCCAGUCCGCGCUGUCAAAACGGGGGCACUUGUAGGGUCAAACUUGGUGCGGGAGGGGGGCCCCCUUCCUUCGCCUGUGAUUGCCCUUUGGGCUUCAGCGCUUCCUUGUGCGAGAUCCGAGUGCCGACAGCGUGUGAUUCAGCACCAUGUUUAAACGGAGCCACUUGCCGACUGACGUCACUUGACACUUUUCAAUGUGAUUGUCCGCCGGGGUAUACAGGUGAUGAAUGCUCCCACGAAGAUCACUGUGCAUCACAACCAUGCCGCAAUGGAGGACGAUGCGUCGCAGACAACACCACAGCAGCCGGCUACUCCUGCGCCUGCCCAGCAGGUUUUACCGGCUCUCGAUGUACCGAGGACGUCAUUGAGUGUUCCAGCGGAUCAGGCCCUUGCCACCAUGGCAGGUGUUUCAACACUCACGGCUCGUACACCUGUGUCUGUGAACCUGGGUAUACGGGAAGGGACUGUGAUGCAGAAUACGUCCCUUGUGAGCCCUCGCCGUGUCUGCAUGGGGGAAGAUGCACGCCGUUAGACCAGCUGAGAUAUGAAUGCGAUUGUCCUACUGGCUAUCGAGGACAGAACUGUGAGAUCGACAUUGACGACUGCCCCGGCCACCUUUGUCAGAACGGAGGCACCUGCAUCGAUGGUCUGAACUCUUACACCUGCGAAUGCCCUCCCACCUUCACUGGUACUCUUUGUGAGUACGAUGUCGAUGAGUGUGCUCAGAGGCCUCUAGUCUGUCAGAACGGCGCGACGUGCACCAACUCAGUCGGUGGUUUCUCCUGCAUCUGUGUGAAUGGCUGGACGGGCCCCGAGUGCUCCGUAAACAUCGACGACUGCGCCGGCGCCGCCUGCUUCAACGGCGCCACUUGCAUUGACAGAGUUGGGGCAUUCUACUGCAAGUGUACGCCUGGAAAAACUGGUCUCCUUUGCCACCUGGAUGACGCGUGCACAUCGAACCCGUGUCACGCGGACGCGAUCUGCGACACCAGCCCCAUCAACGGUUCCUACACCUGUUCCUGCGCAUCGGGGUACAAAGGACUCGAUUGCAGCGAGGAUAUCAACGAGUGUGAACAAGCAGGAUCACCGUGCGAGCACGACGGCAUCUGCGUGAACACCCCUGGGUCCUUUGCUUGUAAUUGCUCUGUGGGAUUCACCGGCCCACGCUGCGAAACAAACGUCAAUGAGUGCGAGAGCCAUCCCUGCAGGAACGACGGGUCUUGUCUAGACGACCCAGGAACUUUUCGAUGCGUCUGUAUGCCUGGCUUCACGGGUACCCAGUGCGAGGUGGAGAUAGAUGAGUGCGCAAACAACCCUUGCCUCAACGGUGGGAUUUGUCACGACAUGAUCAACGCUUUUCGCUGCACCUGUGUAAUUGGGUUCACGGGAGUCAGGUGCCAGGAGAACAUCGACGACUGCGCUUCAAGUCCGUGCCGUAACGGCGGUACUUGCCACGACUCCAUCGCAGGUUACACCUGUGAAUGUCCACCGGGCUAUACUGGCAUGUCAUGUGAAACGAAUAUCAACGACUGUCUCUCUGCGCCGUGUCACCGCGGCGAGUGCAUCGACGGAGACAACAGCUUCACGUGCAACUGUCACCCUGGGUACACUGGCAGGGUCUGCCAGACGCAAAUAAACGAAUGCGAGUCCAACCCCUGUCAGUUCGGAGGCCACUGCGAAGACCUAAUCGAUGGUUAUCAGUGCCGCUGCAAGCCGGGUACAUCCGGGCGCAAUUGUGAGAUCAACGUGAACGAAUGCUACUCCAAUCCUUGCAGGAACGGAGCCACUUGCAUUGAUGGCAUUAAUAGGUAUACUUGUGAAUGUAUCCCCGGAUUCAUGGGCCAGCACUGCGAGACGAACAUCAACGAGUGCCUGUCGAAUCCAUGCGCGAAUGGGGGAAAGUGCAUCGACAGAAUCAAUGGCUUCCGCUGCGAAUGUCCUAGAGGAUACUACGAUGCUAGAUGUCUUUCGGACGUGAACGAAUGUGCUUCAAACCCCUGCAUCAACGGGGGCACCUGCGAGGAUGGAGUCAACCAAUUUAUCUGCCAUUGUUUGCCAGGAUACGGAGGACAACGAUGUGAACGAGAUAUCGAUGAAUGCAGCUCAAACCCGUGUCAGCACGGAGGUACCUGUCACGACAGGCUCAAUGCUUACAAAUGCGAUUGUAUCCUGGGAUUCACUGGCGUAAACUGCGAAACGAACAUCGACGACUGCGCGGGCAACCCGUGUUUGCACGGCGGCUCUUGUAUCGACCUUGUCAACGGUUACCGCUGCGUGUGCGCACCGCCACACUCUGGCCGCAACUGCGAGACUACGCUUGAUCCUUGUUCGCCUAAUCAAUGCCGACACGGCGGCCGCUGCGUCGCAGAAGCCUCGUAUGCGGAAUUCACUUGCCAGUGCCCCGUGGGUUGGACCGGGGCCCUCUGCGAACGAGAUGUGGACGAAUGUGCUGUCACUGCGCCCUGCCACAACGAAGCCACUUGCAUUAACACUGAGGGGUCUUAUGCCUGCCUUUGUGCAAGAGGUUACGAGGGGAAGGAUUGCGCUAUCAAUACUGAUGAUUGCGCUUCGUUCCCUUGUCAAAAUGGCGCGACGUGUCUGGACAGCAUUGGCGACUACAACUGCGUGUGCGCAAGUGGUUUCGCGGGCAAGCACUGCGAGGUCGACAUCGACGAAUGUCAGUCGCGUCCUUGUAUGAACGGCGCCACUUGUAACCAGUAUGUGGCUUCCUACACGUGCACAUGUCCGCUGGGCUUCUCGGGCAUCAACUGCCAGACGAACGACGAGGACUGCACGGAGUCCAGCUGUAUGAACGGCGGCACCUGCAUUGAUGGAAUUAAUUCUUACAACUGCUCCUGCCCACCUGGCUACACGGGGUCGAACUGUCAGUUUCGUAUCAACAUGUGCGACAGCUCUCCCUGCGACAACAGCGCCACCUGCCAUGACCACAUCACACACUACACUUGCCAUUGCUCUUACGGGUAUACAGGGAAGCACUGCGAGGAUUACGUUAAUUGGUGUGAAAACAAUCCGUGUGAGAAUGGAGCAACAUGUUCGCAAAAAGGACCACAGUAUACGUGUACCUGCGCUCCAGGCUGGUCUGGCAAGCUGUGUGAUGUUGAAAUGGUUUCUUGUAAGGAUGCAACCCUUAGAAAAGGAGUCAAACUCAAGCAGCUCUGCAACAACGGCUCUUGCGAGGACAUCGGCAACUCCCACCGUUGUCACUGUCUAGACGGAUACACAGGCUCUUACUGUCAGAAGGAAAUCAAUGAGUGCGAAUCUGCACCGUGCCAGAACGGAGCAGUGUGCAAGGACCUGGUAGGGACGUACCAGUGCCAAUGUGCCAAAGGAUUUCAAGGCCAGAACUGCGAGUUAAACGUCAACGACUGCCUUCCCAACCCUUGCCAGAAUGGAGGAACUUGUCACGAUCUCAUCAACAAUUUCUCUUGUUCAUGUCCUUUCGGAACUCUUGGUAAAAUUUGCGAAAUCAAUGUUAAUGAUUGCAAACAGGACGCCUGCCACAAUAACGGAACUUGUAUAGAUAAAGUUGGAGGCUUUGAGUGCAAGUGUCCACCAGGCUUCGUUGGUCCUCGGUGCGAGGGAGACAUCAACGAGUGUCUUUCCAAUCCUUGCUCAAUUCCUGGUACUCAAGACUGCGUCCAGCUUAUCAACGACUAUCAUUGCAAUUGUAAACCAGGAUACAUGGGAAGACACUGUGAUGCCAAAGUCAACUUCUGCGCUAACUCUCCUUGUCAAAACGGAGGUAUCUGUACAGCCAUUUCAGGUGGUCACGAAUGUCUAUGCAACGAUGGAUUUUAUGGCAAAAACUGCGAAUAUUCCGGCUAUGCAUGCGAUUCUAACCCUUGCCAAAACGGUGGCUAUUGCAGAACGUCUGAAAUAGGUGGUUACGUUUGCGAUUGUCCUUCAGGAUUAUCAGGUAUCAAUUGCGAAAUAGAUUCUAUGAAUGAAUGUCUUAGCAACCCGUGCAAGCACCCUGAAGCAAGGUGCAUUGAUAAACCAGGUGAUUACCUCUGUUACUGUCCAAGACAAUGGACAGGAAAGAAUUGUGACAUUUACGACCCUCACGCAAGAGGUGGCUACGGAAGUCCAGUCAGCGGAGUUUAUGGCAGUAACAAAAACCCAACUUUGACCCUCCAAGAACUGGAUUUAGCUUUCCAAAGAGAACAGUGUGUCAAGUUGGGAUGCAAAGAAAAACAGGGAGACCACCAUUGUGACGAGGAAUGUAACACGUACGCCUGCGAUUUUGAUGGCAACGACUGUUCUCUAGGCAUUAACCCUUGGGCAAACUGUACAGCACCAGUGAACUGUUGGGAGGUGUUUAUGAAUGGCGAAUGUAACGAGAUUUGUAACACUCAAGCCUGCUUAUUUGAUGGAAGGGAUUGCGAGAAAUCACUGCAAAAAUGCAAUCCAAUCUAUGACGCUUACUGUCAGAAGCACUAUGCCAACGGUCACUGCGACUAUGGUUGCAACAAUGCUGAAUGUAACUGGGAUGGUUUGGACUGCGAAAACGAACCCCCAGACUUAGCCGAAGGUGUCAUGUCAAUUAUUCUCCUCAUGGACAUGAGAACUUUUAAGGAAAACUCCGUCGCGUUUCUUCGUGAUCUAGGCCACCAAUUGCGAACUACUGUAGUGAUCAAGAAAGACCAUUUAGGCAACGACAUGGUUUACCCUUGGAAGGGAUCGACAGACGCUGGUUUGGCUGAGACUGAAUUUGGAAAGAAACAUCAUAUAGUGGCUACUGAAAGGGGGCAAUCUGGAGUACAAGUUUAUUUAGAAAUUGACAAUAGAAAGUGUACCACCACGAGUGGUUCCGAAUGCUUCUUCUCUGCUAGAGAAGCUGCAGAGUUCUUAGCAGCAACAGCUUCCAGGCACUACUUGCCCCAAGAUUUCCCGAUCUACCAAGUGAAAGGAGUCACAAACCCUGAGCCAGAUGAAAUGCCAACAAAUUCUAAAUACGUAUUCAUUGGUGUCAUACUUGUUCUUCUGGCUGGUCUGUUGAUCGGAGUACUGGUCACAGCUCAACGGAAACGCGCUGCUGGUAUAACAUGGUUCCCAGAAGGAUUCAUACGGAAUAAUUCAUCAUCAAGACGUCGUUCGAGAAGACGAGGUCCUGAUGGCCAAGAAAUGCGGAAUUUGAAUAAAGGUUCUAUGGGUUGCAUUGAUGUAGACAUCAAUGGCGGCCACAUGGGACCCCCUCACUGGUCUGAUGAUGACGACGACGGUUCAGCUCCACCAAGAGCUAAAAGAGCGCGAGGUCCUGGAGAUGCUAAUGGUGCUCCUGGAGGUUACGCGUCAGACCAUACUGCGAUUACGGAUUAUGAAGAAGCAGGUCACGACUCAAGGGUAUGGACGCAGCAGCAUCUGGACGCGGCGGAUAUCCGGGUGCCACCUAGCAUGAUGACACCUCCAGCAAUCCACGACGGUCACGUAGACGUAGAUGCCCGGGGACCACUGGGCAUGACCCCACUUAUGGUGGCAGCAGUGAGGGGCGGAGGCCUAGACACAGGGUCUGAUGCCGAAGACGAACAAACAGCUCAUAUUAUAUCGGAACUGGUCGCGCAAGGAGCGCAGUUGAAUGCUGCUAUGGACAAGACUGGGGAGACCAGCUUGCACCUUGCUGCUAGAUACGCUCGUGCCGACGCGGCCAAGCGUCUCCUGGAUGCCGGCGCCGACGCAAACUCGCAAGACAACACGGGCAGAACACCACUGCACGCCGCGGUCGCAGCAGACGCUAUGGGUGUCUUCCAGAUUCUGCUCAGGAAUAGAGCGACGAACUUGAAUGCGAGAAUGCAUGAUGGAACCACGCCGUUAAUUUUAGCUGCUAGGCUGGCGAUAGAAGGCAUGGUGGAAGACCUAAUAAACGCGGAUGCAGAUAUAAACGCAGCGGACAACAGCGGUAAGACAGCGCUGCACUGGGCCGCUGCGGUGAACAACGUUGAUGCUGUCAACGUAUUAUUGAUGCAUGGCGCAAAUAGAGAUGCGCAGGAUGACAAGGACGAAACUCCGCUAUUCCUAGGUGCAAGAGAAGGUUCCUUUGGUGCGUGCCGAGCACUUCUAGAUGCGAUGGCGAACCGUGAAAUCACGGACCACAUGGACCGAUUGCCACGCGACGUGGCCCAAGAGAGAAUGCACGAUGACAUAGUGAGGCUACUCGACGAGCAUUGCCCAAGGCCGCCGCCACAGCAUCACCAUCUCAUGCCAUCACCAAAUCCUCACCCUCAGCUGAUCAGUCAGCCGACAGUAAUCAGCGCAAGCUCAGCGAAAGGCAAGCCGAAAAAGCCUCGCGCAAAAGCGGGCCCCGACAGCCCAGACCAGCAUUACGACAAUAACAAUCUACACAGCACGGCUAUUAGACGGAAGCCGAGUGUAAAAAAGAAUAAUAAGAAGGUGGCGCAGGAAGUACCACAGAGCGUUGAGAGUCUGGGUUCCAGUCUCAGUCCAGUUGAAUCACCGCUCCAAAAUUUACAGGACUUGCCGUCGCCGUACGACGCGACGUCGCUGUACUCGAAUGCGAUGGCGCAGUUCGCGGGUAUAGAGCAGCUCAUGCAGCACAAGCAGCCGCCCAGCUAUGAGGACUGCGUCAAGUGGCUGUGUUCACAGACGGGUCAGACGCUCCAACAGUCGUACGGCGGCGGCGCGCUGGGCGCGUCGCUGUCGCCGCCCUACUCCAAUCACUCGCCCACUCAUAGCAACCACACCACUUCACCACACGCUUAUAUCGGAUCUCCCUCGCCGGGCAAGUCACGGCCGUCGCUGCCGACGUCGCCGGCGCACAUGGCGGCACUACGCCAUUCCCACCAACAUCAACUCGACGCUGCCGCUUACUCUGCGCUCGCGCAUCUUAGUGAGUAUCGCGCAAGUGGGCAGCACAACGCUCAGCUGCAGGCAGUGAUGACGCACGCAGCAGCUCUCGGACAGGUUCAGGGCGCGCAGCAUCCCGCCAUUACCAACCUUAUGUCGGGUAUCUACGGCGGCUGGGGUAUAGGCGAUACGUUCCCAACGCCGUCACCUGAGUCUUCCGACCAUUGGUCGACCCCCUCACCGCAGACCCCCCUUACGCAAUCCCCGCACUCCGAUUGGUCGGAUCGCGCCGCAUUAUCACCUAAUGACAUGCAACAGACUAAUAAAGGAGCUACUGAAGCCAUUUAUAUCUAGAAAUUGGUCUCAUAAGAGUUAUUUUGUGGUGUUCGGUUUUGAUUUGAAAUUAUCGUCAAAAUGGUAGGUAUUAUAUAUAAAAUAUAUAUGAAACGAAUUAGCGGAUAGUAGAUAAAGGUAUCUUCUUCGUUCAUAAUUACGUAAUGCUAUAGUUGUGAUUUUGUAAAAAUAAUACUCCAUAACUCAUCAAAUAUGUUUUUCAUAAUAUUCAGUAAUGUAUUUGUAGAUCAAAUACUUUGUAUAAAUAGAAGAGCGGUUCCAAUCUGGGCAAUAUGUGGUAUUAUUAAGGGACUACCGUAAUUUAAGACAAAGUGCAGUUAUUCUUGAAAAAGUUAGUAUAUUUCUAUUGAAAAUUAUCAAAAAAUUUU
Hyposmocoma kahamanoa is the source of this 7981-nucleotide messenger RNA. It is a transcript of the gene N, whose product is annotated as neurogenic locus Notch protein. NCBI's taxonomy places the organism in Eukaryota, Metazoa, Arthropoda, Insecta, Lepidoptera, Cosmopterigidae. The transcript has 33 exons. The record is from RefSeq and is a predicted model, not a curated record. Gene Ontology annotation, biological process: regulation of developmental process; Notch signaling pathway; establishment or maintenance of epithelial cell apical/basal polarity. Gene Ontology annotation, molecular function: calcium ion binding; Notch binding. Gene Ontology annotation, cellular component: protein-containing complex; plasma membrane. Bases 189 to 7613 code for a protein of 2474 amino acids.